GCGCAAUGGAGGUCUCGUUGAGUUUUCUUAUUCUGCUACUUGCAGUUUUAUGUAAAUUUAGUGAUUGUUUGGAACAUGAUUUAACUAUUGAUGUGGGGGCUGGUAUAGAAGAAUGUCUUUAUCAAAAUGUUAAAAAACCGACAAACUUAGAGAUUGAAUAUCAGGUUAUAGAUGGGGGUGAUUUGGAUGUUGAUUUUAGUAUUAUUACACCUACAGGACAGAAAAUAGUCCAUGAUUUACGUAAAACAGAAAAUGUUCACAAGGUGGGUGUAAAAAUACCAGGAGCUUACAGAUUUUGUAUUGACAAUACUUUUAGUCGUUUUACUAACAAGGUAGUAUUUUUUGAAAUACUAACUGAUGACGAUGAUGAUGAGGAGGAUGAUAAUGAUUGGCAAUUAGAAAAAGAUGAAGUAGAAGAGUACAUUGACAUGACAAUAGAUGAUUUAAAGAAAUUGGUGUCCACAGUGAAAACAAAUUUAGAAAAAUCAUCUCAGUUACAGAACAUUUUACGAGUUUACGAAGCCAGAGAUAGAAAUAUCCAAGAAAACAAUUUCCAUCGUGUUAAUUUUAUGUCCGGUGUUCAGUUAUUUAUCAUGAUAUCAGUAGGAUUAACUCAAGUUCUGAUGAUACGCAACUUAUUUACUGAACAACACCCAAAAAAUACGAAAGUAUCAACAUAAUUUUUUUUUUAAAAUGGGUUUAUAGUAAUGUAUAUUUAUAGAUAUUACAUUGAAUUGAAUUGAAAUAUUAUUUCUGAAAGCUGAUAGAAGCUUGUUAGGGAUAUAAAAAAAUGUGAAUUGGUUUGGUUUUGUUGUAGAAUAUUUGAUUUUAUUACCAUUUAUCUGAGAACAAUUUGUAAAGAAAUAACCCUUUGAACCUCUAGUUUCUAUAUGAUAAAUGUUCUUUCCUUGCUGUUGGGUAUAAAAGUUUGCCUUUGAACUAUAUUCUCAACCUCUGGCGCUCUGACUUGUAAAUUCCAUUAUCAAUGUUGACUUCCACUUCAUGGGGCAGUUUAGUGAGAAAAAAAAGAAGUUAGAAAUCAAGUUACUAUUUAUAGUAGUCAUAAACAGCGUUGUAUGAAGACAUCCCGCUUUCUGACUUGACAAUGAAAUUGAUAAUUUGUCUCAAUCUGAUUGGAGAAUGAGAUUAAUAAUUGUUCUCAAUCUGUAACAGUUCUAUCAAUAAUUUAUCCCAAUCUGAUUGGACAGUUCUAUUAAAAAAAUUUCCCAAUUUGAUUGGACAAUUCUAUUAAGAAUUUGUCUCAAUCUGAUUGGACAGUUCUAUUAAGAAUUUGUCUCAAUCUGAACGGACAGUUGUAUGAGUAAUUUGUCUCAAUCUGAUUAAACAUGUUAAGCAAUGACAGCAGAGCUUGAGAAUCAAGUAUGAAUUGGAUUUUAACAAGAGUACUGCACUGUUGCUGGAGUUUACUGGGUCCAUUGACCCUCCCACAUCAUAAUUUUCAAUUAAACAUAUGAUUUAAUUACCAAUUAAAAGCACAAAAAUAUAAUGUAAGCAUAUUGUUAUUAGGUAUAAAAAUGACUAAAAUUGGGAUUUACCCUAGUAUUAAUGAUUUUGAUUAUUUGUAUUGUGUUAAUCUAAGCAGCCCAUAUAUGCUUCUGGCAACAAAUUUAUAAAGCUGCUCACCAAACAAAUGGAAUGGAGUAACGGUAAUUCUGCAAGAAAUUUACAUGCUAUGGUGAGUUUGGGAACGAUUCUUGCAGUUGUUGUUGCCUUGUUAUUAUAAGCAUGUGGGUGGACUACACAGUAGGCCAGUUGUAUUGUUAAAGUUUGAAUUUUUUAGAAUAGGUUUCAGCAUCAAAAGGUUAUUAUUAAAGCUCUGUGAACAAAUCAAUUGUAUAAGAAGAGUAAGUUAAAUCUGGGUUCUUUUUGCUGUUUAUGUUAAUAUUUGGGAAAUAUAUGUUUGUUUAUAAUCCGUUCAUUGUCAUGUAAUUGGAUAUAUUAAAUUUCAAAUCUUUUGUUAUAGUAAAAGGAAUUUUCAAAGGGCAUGUUUUGGGCUGUUAAACAGAAAUAGAAAAAAAUUAGGUAAUUUACUUUAAUAUAAGCCAAUUAACCUUUGUAUUAGCCAUAAUAAUAUAUUUCUAUAUUAUGAUGGGCAUAAGAAAAAAUGCCUAAGUUUGGGAUAUUUCGAUUUUUGAUAUUAAAUCGAUUAGUGGUUUUUCCAUAUAUAUUUUACAACGAAGAAAAAAUGAUAGCCAGCUUGUAUAAUUAAUUUAGGUUUUGUAUCAUAUGCAUUUGAGAAAAUAUCUCAGAAGAUGUGAAACUUCAUAAUUUGGUUUAUUCUAUGCAACUAUCACAAAACCAAGGUUUUAUGUAAUAUUAUGGUUUUAUGUGUUCAACUUCUGAGAUGUUACAUAUCUUUAGUGGCUAUAAAAACCCUUCUGCUCAGAAGAGAUCUUAUGAUCCUGACUACAUAAUUAAAUUGGUCCACCCAGUUUUAUUAUUAUCUAGUCUCUUUUGAACAGUAGGGCUUAAGACUCUGAAGACGUUAUUUUACACCAAAACAAUAUUAUGUAAAUAUUUGCUCCAAAAAUGGAAGAAAAUGUCGAUUUUUGUCUACAUUCUAACAAUAGAUAACAACCACAGCUACUUGAAUCAACUUAUUAAAAAAAUUUGUACCUGCCUCUGUUCAGAUGCAUUCUAAGUAGAGAUUGCAGAUUGUCACUACAUUUGAGAAUUGGAAAUUAUAGAAACAUGACUACAGAUAAUUCUACACACCAAAUAAACAAAUUUGACCGAUAUACUAAAAACCUCGCCAUUUUUAAGUCUUGAGAUGUCCUAUUCAAAUAUCUGGUAUUAUGAUGUUACUACCACAUUCUUUAAUUAAUGAGUAGAAUACGAACGGGGCACUUAGAAUUUUUCUAAAAAAGUUGAUCUUCAUUAUCUAUCAUAGAAUAAAGAAACUGAUAAAUUUUUUAGGGACUGUGGAUAAAUUUCAACACUUGCGUCCAAACGGUUAACUGACAGAGUAAGAAAAUGUUGUAAUAUUUCUGUUAAUGAUUCAAUUGUAACCAACUUUUAAUUUAUCAUUUUUAUACGCCCACAUUUUCAUGUGGACGUAUAUUGUUGUCGCCCCUGUCCAGACGUCCACAAUUUGUUUGUGGACACUCUACAGGUCACACUUCUUAUCCGAUUUUGAUAAAACUUGAAAUAUAGGUUUAUCGCCAAAAGAUCUCGGCUGCUUUCAUUAUUGGCAUGUAUCGGAUCGAAACUUCAUGGAUUAUGGCCCCUGUUUGUACGAAAAAUCACGUUUUUAGCUUGUGGACCCUAUAGAGGUCACAAUUUUUAUCUGAUUUUGUUGAAACUUGAAAUGUUAGUUUAUAACCCAAAGAUCUCGGUUCCUUUGGAUAUUCGCGCAUAUCGGACCGUAACUUCCUGAAUUAUGUCCCCUGAUUGUACGAAAAAUCACGUUUUUAGCUUGUGGACUCUAUAGAGGUCAUAAUUUUUAUGCGAUUUAAAAAAACGUAUUAUUAUAUCACCGUUACACCCUAAGGAAGGCUAAAAUUGACAGACAAAUGGCCGCCCUUCGUUCUCAAAUAGCGUAAAAAUAUGGUAUAUCAAGGUUGUGGACCCUAUAAAGGUCACAAUUUUUAUCCGAUUUUGUUGAAACUUGAAAUUUAAGUUUAUAAACCAAAGAUCUCGGUUCCUUUCGAUAUUCGCGCAUAUCGGACUGUAACUUCCUGAAUUAUGGCCCCUGAUUGUACCAAAAAUCGCGUUUUUAGCUUGUGGACCCUAUAGAGGUCAUGAUUUUUAUCCGAUUUAAAAAGCCGUAUUAUUAUAUCACCGUUACACCCUAAGGAUCGCUGAGUUCGAAUUUCAUGUAAAUCGGCCCAAAAUUGACAGACAAAAUGGCUGCAGUUCGUUCUCAAAUAGGGUAAAAAAUAUGGUAUAUCAAGGUUGUGGACCCUAUAGAGGUCACAAUUUUUAUCCGAUUUUGUUGAAACUUGAAAUGAAAGUUUAUAACACUAAGAUCUUGGAUUCUUUGAUAUUUGCGCAUAUCGAAUUGUAAUUUCCUGAAUUAUGGCCCUUGAUUGUAGGAAAAAUCACUUUCUUUUUAGCUUGUUCUCUAUCCAUCUCUCGAAAAUGUGGGCGUAUCCUGCCUGGCAGCCGCUGGUUAUAUCGGGGGUGUCGUUCAACCCACCCACCUUGUUUUACAGGUUAUUCACUUGGACGUAAGUGUUGAAAUUUUAUGACUGUCCCUUAUUAAGAAUAAUUACAAAUGAUCAUUAACAGGAAUUAUUUUGAUUAAAGAUGCAUUAUGUAAGAGCUUAAUCUGCCUUUUUUCUGGCUUCAUGACCAUCCCAUAAUCAACUUCCUGGGCCAUCAGAUGGCUUCAAUUUAAAGUAGAUUAGAACAUCAUGGUCAUUUAUAAGUUUAACGAUAAAAUAGAUAAUUGAGAAUUGAUAUGAUAAUAAACAACAUAUCUUACAUUUUGUUAAUACUAAAAACACUCAUAACAUUGCACAGAGUAGGGGAGCCAUGUGGCUCAAUGAGUAGGAUGUUUGCUCACUAACCUGAAGGUCCCUGUGAUCAAUCCUUGCGCUUGCUGAAAAAGUUGAUCAGGAUUUUCUGGCCAUGGUUCCCCAUUGUCAGUGAUGUAGAACUGGCAAGGGGCAAACUAUAGUAAUUUGGAUGGCUUGAAAGAACGAGGUCCUGUGUACACAUUGGCGUGCACAACAUAAAAGAGCCCUUCACAGUUGGAAUUCGAAAUCAGAAUAGGCCAUAGUGCCGUCGCUGUCUAGGCAAAAUUUCCCUUAUAGCACACUGCAUGGCGUAUGUCUGUCUUUGUUAGCCCUGUAGGAGUAGGAUGUUAAAUUUCAUUUCAUUUCUCACAGAUUAAUUUGCAUGAAGUUUUCAAUAUAUUCAUCUUUUAUCAUCUACGUUUGAACUAUUAUAGCAAGAACGGCCACAGCAACUUAUCCGAAUUCCAGACCCUUUACAUAAUGUAUCUUUAAUAUUUAUUUACAAUUAGCUCAAUUUUAAAUAUUGCCUUAUUUUUUAAAGUUACUACAUUUAAAUAAUAUCUCUGUGGUUAUAAAGUCAAUUUCGACAAAGAUUGUUCAAGACAAUUAAUAUGUCAACAGGCUGUUCAUUUUGUAUGUGCAAGUAUUGUUAUGGCCAUAGUGAUAAUGCCAAAUCCAUGAAAUCCUUUUUUUUUGAUGUAUUUUAAAAACAAGUACCACCAUACCGUGGACCAGGAACUGACUGUGAUGUCAUCACAGCCAUCUUGGGAUGGUUAUGUUAUAUCAAAGAUCAGAGUCUGUCAAUUUAUGCGCAAUUCUCCAAGGAACAGACAUGCCAAGAUUCACAUGUUGAUCACACAUGAGUUGGUGGAGCCGUAGACUUUUUUUCAAGAGAGCGUCUCCCCCCCCCCCCCCACUAUUUGAUAACCCAUCGAAGAAAUGAAAAUAUACAGGAUGUGAGAAUAAUUCCGUAUUAUAACACAUUGCAAGUGUAAUGAUUCAUUUUUUAUAUAAUGUUCCCUUAUUUAAUUUUGUUUUGUUUUAUUAUAUUGUUCCUUAUUUAACAGUAUUGUAAUAAUAUUUUUGAAAUAUAUAUAGAAUUAUAUGGUCACUAACCUAUAGAAUGUUGUUAAGUUUGAUGUUUAUAUAGGCCUAAUUUAGCUUUCCCAGUUAUUAACUGUUAUCGUUUAUCUAACAAAAGAAUAAUUCUUAUUAUAUAUAGUAUGAUAACACAUUUCUGGUAAUGGACUACUUAAGACAAGCACAGACGAAUCAAAUCUUAUAAACACAAUAUAUUUUGUUUUAUAACUUGUUUGAUUUUUGUUUUGGUAGUAAAAGAUAGUAUUUUACUAUGAUCAUUUACAUUAAAAAGUGCAAGAUACGUUGUUUAGGAUAUUGUUCUUUACCGAUUGCCAGCAUUUUCACCAAUCCUGACUUCCUGGCAAUAUAUUUUGUUGAUUGGCAAGAAUAAUAUAAAUUCUCUUUCCAGAUUCUAGUCACAAGAGUUUUACAAAUCCAACAGACUCUGCUGUUGAUUUCGAAUCUGAAGAAAUCAAGACACUCAGUGGCUUUGAAAAUUUAUGUAUCCCAAUUUAGAUUUAAAAUCUUUUGGAAAAAUACUGAAUGUAUUCCAAGUCUGAAUUAAUCCAGAGACUUUGAUGUAUCAUUUAAAGAAAAUAUGCAAUAAAUAAAUAAAUGUAACAAAGACCGUGAUUUCAAUUUAGUAAUCAUGAUAAGAAUAUAGUAUAUGAUCAAAAUAGUGCCAUAAUAUAUAGGUGUAUAUAUAGUUUGAUUGAAAUUGAGGUUUAUUUUGUAGCCUGUAUUGGCUACUCAGCUGUAUUAUUUGAUGCAUGUUUGUUAAUAUUUUGAAUAAGAUAAAGGUUAUAUAAGUAACAAUCAAAUUUGAUUCAUGAAACAUUUUCAAGUCUAGCGAAGGUUUAGUUGACAUUUAAAUAUUUAUAUUUUUGUACAUAUUUUUUUUAAAUUUUUACUCAGUCACUAUGUGAAACAUAGACUAUGUUACAUUACUAAUUAUCAAUGAACAAACUCAAAAGACAAAUGCCCAUGCUAAAUUUAAUCUUAAAAGGAUCAAAAGAAAUAAUAUCUCUAUAGAACACAGUAGGCCUAUCAUGUAAAUCCAAUGUUGUGUAAUGUGUGCCUUCAUUUACUUUAUAAAUAAACUGUUAUUUAAAAUGUG
Patella vulgata (common limpet) is the source of this 6678-nucleotide messenger RNA. Its product is annotated as transmembrane emp24 domain-containing protein 5. Gene Ontology annotation, cellular component: COPII-coated ER to Golgi transport vesicle; endoplasmic reticulum; Golgi apparatus. Gene Ontology annotation, biological process: Golgi organization; intracellular protein transport; endoplasmic reticulum to Golgi vesicle-mediated transport. The transcript is spliced from 4 exons. NCBI's taxonomy places the organism in Eukaryota, Metazoa, Mollusca, Gastropoda, Patellidae. The record is from RefSeq and is a predicted model, not a curated record. The coding region runs from base 6 to 680 and encodes 224 amino acids.